AUGAUUAAACAAGCAAAAGUAAUUUCUUUAAUUUCUUUCCCUCCCUCCGAAAACUUUCUGAUUUUCCUUUCUUCAUGGUCUUUUUUUCUUCUUUCUUUUGCACCACAUUCUUUUCCGUUCUUCUUCUAUUUAUUUUAUCUUUCUUUAUUUUCUCUCACACGCAUUCUUUCUUUCCUUCUCACUGACUUUUCAUCUUUCUUUCAUUCUGGUGCCUCUCAUCUCCUGGCCUUUCCUUCUUCGCCUUUUUCCUUGCCUUUAUUUUUUUCGCUUCGCUCUAUCUUUCAGUUCUUCCUUACUCUUUCUGUCCUGUUCAUCCAUCCUAGUCUUCAUUCAUUCUGGUUUCAUUUCCUCUCUUAUAUUUCCAUAUUCUUUCUUUAUCGUUUACCCUUUUCUAUAUUUCAUUCAUUCAUACUUUCUUUUUUUUCGUUCGUUCAUUCUCAUUAUUUAUUUUCUUUCAUUCAUUCUUUCUUUCGUUCUAAUGUUAAUUACUUUUUCUUUUUUCUUCUCUGUUCCUUUCUUUCUUCUUUCUUUCUUUCUUUCUUUUUCUAUUUCUUUCAUUUUUUCUUUCUUUCGUCCUUUCGUUCUAAUGUUAAUUACUUUUUCUUUUUUCUUCUCUGUUCCUUUCUUUCUUCUUUCUUUCUUUCUUUCUUUCUUUUUCUAUUUCUUUCAUUUUUUCUUUCUUUCGUCCUUUCGUUCUAA
Messenger RNA from Acanthosepion pharaonis, 699 nucleotides. The record is from the annotation of a GenBank genome assembly. NCBI's taxonomy places the organism in Eukaryota, Metazoa, Mollusca, Cephalopoda, Sepiida, Sepiidae.